Messenger RNA from Pseudozyma hubeiensis SY62, 894 nucleotides. RefSeq lists its product as hypothetical. Lineage: Eukaryota; Fungi; Basidiomycota; Ustilaginomycetes; Ustilaginales; Ustilaginaceae. The record is from RefSeq and is a predicted model, not a curated record. Bases 1 to 894 code for a protein of 297 amino acids. The transcript has a single exon.
AUGUCACUUUUGGGUGAGGAGCGUGUAUGUGUGUUGGUUCGAGUAAGCAGAGUAGUGAGUAUUGUGUUGGGCGAAUUUUGUACCACCACAUCGCGUUACGUGCAAACAACGUCUUUACCUUCUUGCCAACCACUCCCAAGUCCGAUCCCCCGCCCUUCGUCACCGUCGCAGUCACCGACCAUGCCGCCCAAGACACGCAAAUCCACCUCAGCCUCUUCCAAGGCCGGCGCUUCCUCCUCCACAGACCAUUUGCAUCCAUCUUCUGCCGCUGCUUCUGCCAAAACAAGCACAACCAAUGUCGGUUCUGCCUCUGUAUCAUCCAGCGCUUCCACCAUCAAGGAUCACCAAUCAGAGACGCACAUUCCGCUCAAAGCUUCCAAGCGCGAGAUGAAUGCCUACGAAAGGGCCAACAGCUGGACGUGGAAUCCGAUCCGCAUCAUCGAACGAAAACUCUUCCGCGCCUACUGGAACAUCGAGGGUACUUUCGUGCUGUCCAUGCUGGAAGCGUGGGAGGUGUUCCUCGUCAUCGUCGUCUUCUGCCUGCUCACGCUGCUGCUGUGGUACUCGUUGAUCCACUACUUCCCACGUCACGCUCAGCAGGUCGCAACUCGAGCUCUGUACUACGUAUACGGUAACUCUCCCCCACCUCAACUCGCCGCUGCCGUCACCACAUCCGAUCCAACAGCAACUCUCAACGCAUCCGCCGAAGCCGCCGCCGCUUCAGCCACCGAAGGCGUGCUCGAAAAGCUCAUCGCUUCGACCAAUCAGCUGUGGGCUAGCUUGGAGGCCGAAAAGGCGCAGAACGAUGCCAACCCGGAAGUCCUGGACAGGUUGAUCAGUAACUUGAACAAGGUCAAGCAGAUGAUGGGCACUGGUGCCAAGACGGAUCUUUAG